Coccinella septempunctata (seven-spotted ladybird) is the source of this 2441-nucleotide messenger RNA. It is a transcript of the gene Cog7, whose product is annotated as conserved oligomeric Golgi complex subunit 7. Gene Ontology annotation, cellular component: COG complex. The transcript is spliced from 9 exons. Gene Ontology annotation, biological process: retrograde vesicle-mediated transport, Golgi to endoplasmic reticulum; Golgi organization; intracellular protein transport. The coding region runs from base 88 to 2277 and encodes 729 amino acids. Lineage: Eukaryota; Metazoa; Arthropoda; Insecta; Coleoptera; Coccinellidae. The record is from RefSeq and is a predicted model, not a curated record.
UGAAAAUAUAAAAAAAAAAUUUUUAAAUAACAAAAUUUAAUAAUUUUGAAUUGGUUCAUAUUUUAAGAAUAAUAUUUCCAACGUAUUAUGGAUAUUACAGUAUUUUCUGAGGAAAACUUUGAUACCAAAGAAUGGUUGAAUAAAAUUCUCGAAGAAGGUGAAAAGCAAGAUAAAAAGGAGAAUUAUACGAUGUCCCUUGUUAUGAAAUUACAACUUUAUGUCCAGCAAGUAAACAAAUCUUUAGAAGAAACGAGUCAAGAGGUAUUGUCUUCACUACCAAAAAUAAUCAGAAACACAAAACAACUCCAGGAAGAAGCAGAAGCCCUUCGAUUUAAGAUGGGUGUAGUACAGAAAGAAAUAACAAUUAUUGAGAAUGAAACUGGAAAGUCAAUUAACACUAUUGAGAAAUUAGAUAAUAUGAAAAACAAAUUAGAAAUAGCCAAGCAGGGACUUCAUGAAAGUGACAAUUGGGCCAUAUUAGUCAAUGAUUUAGAAGAUGUGUUUGAUACCAAAAAUAUAGAACAAAUAUCAAGAAAAAUCUUAGGAAUGCAACAAUCUCUCAAGUUAUUGGUGAAUGUUAGUGAUUAUGAAGUACGCAAAAUGCAAUUGGAGGGUUUGAAAAAUAGGUUAGAAGCUAUAGCCAGUCCAUUGAUUGUGCAAGCAUUUACCUCCAAUAAUACUGAAAAUGCUAAAGUAUAUGCAGAAAUAUUCACUUCUAUUGAAAGACUGCCGCAGCUCAUGAAAUACUAUCAUAAGUGUCAAAAGGAAGUGUUACUGAAGAAAUGGAGAGCCAGUCUAGAAAAAGAUCAGGAUGAGUCUGUAUCACAAUGGAUGCACACUUUCUACAAUCUGUUGAUAUCUAACUGGCAUACGCAGAAUAAAUGGUUCAAUCAAGUGUUUUCUAAUCAGACCUCUACAGAAACCCUGGUGGACAUCUAUAUUGACAUGCUGACUUCUUUGGACCCUAGCUUUAACGAAUGCAUUGAUGCUGCUCUCAAACAGGUGGCAGAUAAGUUGAGCCUUCUACAGGAAAUCAAACAGACGAUAAUACAGUUUUGCAAUAAUUUGAAUAAUGUUAUCAAGCAGACCGCACAAGUCAGAGUGGAUUCAGCGAAAAUUCUGCUUUUGUUCCAAGCGGUCUGCAAUCCUUUCAUCAGUUACGUCAAUAAAUACGGAGCCUAUGAACAAGCUCACCUGCUGAAAAAGCUUUCCAGUGUCAAUUUCAUGCAGGAAGAAUUGAGUGACACCAUUCAAAACUUGGGGUUGAGUGUACCUUCUGUCAUGGACAUAGCGAGGGAAUCUAGAUAUCGAUGCGCGGACAUAACAGAGAACUGCGGUUACUGCGGCCUACUCAUCGCGCUUAGGGCCUUUUUCUCCAAAUACGUAGACCACUUCAGGGUAGCACUCAGGCAGAUCGAGAGGAAUAAGAAGAACGUUGAAGAUUGGACGACCCUUCAGCUAUGCUUCUCUCUGCUGCAAAUUUCUGGUGAUGUUUUGCUGAAGGUCAAGCAGUUCGAGAAGGAACUAACAGAAACUGUUUUGGAGGAUCUCAACAGAAAAUUCGAGGAUGUGGAAUUCAAGUAUCUGAUCCUGAACAAGGAGGACCGAAGAGAGUUUGAAUCCCUUGUCAAGUGUGUAACCGAGGGCACCAAACUCUCCCUGCUGGACCACAUAUCUAACGAGUUCGUCUCUUUGUGUUCCGAUAUUCACGAUACAACUUACCAGGUGGUACUAUCGCCGAUCUCGAGUCAGUUGAACGUCGUGCAGUCGUCAAAGACGUGGGCCCAGUUCGCAAACUCCAGUUUCCACACUUCAGACAUGCCUGACUACAGUUUGUCGCCACAGGAAUAUAUUACAGAGAUAGGACAGUACUUGAUGACUUUGCCCCAACAUCUGGAACCUUUUCUAUUCAGGGACAAUCCUUCCCUCUCCUACAUUCUGAGAGCAAUAAAUGAGGAAUAUAGUACUGCAGAUGAUACUGAAGGAGCUCUAGCGACAGUGUUUCUAAAAUUGGUCGCAAAGGGAACUUGCCAAGCAUUUUCAGAUAAGAUCUUGAGCAUCUGUGAAUUAAACUAUCCAGCCAGCAGACAACUAUCACACGAUAUUGGAUACUUGAGCAAUGUUAUGCAAGAUUUGGGUCUGACAAUAUCUGAUAACUUGCAGCAGUUGUCUGUGCUAUUGAAAAUACCUGCUGAUCAAUAUCAGUCACAAAGUUCUGGUUAUUCUGCAAGAAAUGUAGCAGCAAUUAGGCAAAUGCGGAAUAUUCUGUCCAACUAGUUCUAAUGAAAAAUUUUAAAACUUUUUAGUUGCCAAGAUAAUUAAAUAUUUUAGGAAAAUAAUUUCCUCAACUCCAAAUGGUAAAUAUGUAAUAUAAAUACUUCAAACUUCUGUAAAUAUUUUAUGAAAGUAAUAUGAUAUAAAUAUAGAUUUAAAUGCAAAAA